GGCGGGGAGGAAGAGGCAGGGCCGGGCGAGAGCUGCGGGCGGGACGCGGCCCCUCGGCCGUUGGCCCGGCGGGGGCUGAGGCGGGGAGGAGCCGAGCGGGACGGGCCGGGACAUGGCGGCCCCCGGGGCGGCGCCCAGCGGCGGUUUGGUAGUUAACUGGUCAGGUCAAGGAUUGCAAAAGCUGGGUCCAACCUUACCCUGUGAUGCUGAUACUCACACUCUGAUUCUGGACAAGAACCAGAUAAUUAAAUUGGAGCACUUGGAAAAAUGCAGGAAUCUGAUGCAGCUGUCUGUAGCCAACAAUCGUUUGGUACGAAUGAUGGGUGUAGCAAAACUGACAAAGCUCCGGGUGCUAAACUUGCCUCAUAAUAGCAUUGGGUAUGUGGAAGGGCUGAAGGAGUUGGUGCAUCUGGAAUGGCUAAACUUGUCAGGAAAUAACCUUAAGGCCAUUGAACAAAUCAAUUCCUGUGUAUCUCUUCAGCAUCUUGAUUUGUCAGACAACAACAUAUCUCAAUUGGGAGAUCUCUCCAAGCUUCUGUCUCUAAAGACCUUGUUGCUGCAUGGAAAUAUUAUAACUUCGCUUCGUACUGCCCCUGUUUGCCUACCUCAGAAUCUGACUGUUUUUUCUUUGGCAGAAAAUGAAAUCAGAGAUUUAAAUGAGGUUUCUUUCCUGGCUUCUCUUUCUCAACUGGAACAGUUGUCAAUAAUGAACAAUCCUUGUGUGAUGGCCACACCUUCUAUCCCUGGCUUUGACUACAGGCCGUAUAUUGUCAGCUGGUGUCUGAACCUUAAAGUUCUUGAUGGAUAUGUAAUUUCUCAGAAGGAAAGUUUAAAAGCAGAAUGGCUCUACAGUCAAGGUAAAGGAAGAUCAUAUCGACCUGGGCAGCAUGUUCAGUUAGUCCAGUACUUAGCUACUGUUUGCCCUCUUAUAUCUACAUACGGUCUCCAGACUGAAGAAGAUGCCAAACUGGAAAAAAUACUAAGUAAGCAAAGGCUCCACCAGAGGCAGCUGAUGAAUCAAAACCAAAAUGAAGGACCACCUACAUCUCCCACUCUCAACAAGACGCAACCAGUUACUCACGAACAGAGCAGUCCAGCACAGCCACCACAGAUAGUUCUUGAAAGUGAACGUGUCAUCCAGAAGAAUUGUUGGGUUGGACCAAGUGCGAAUGAUGAUCAUUCCUAUGCAGUGAAGAACACAUUUCUUCUUGAAAGAGAUUGUCACAAGGAGCUAUACCUUGAAGAUAUACAGACUGAUGAAGACAAACUCAACAGCAGCCUGUUGUCGUCAGAGUCUACUUUCAUGCCAGUUGCUUCAGGAUUGUCUCCGGUGUCUCCUACUUCAGACCUGAAGUUACAUGGGAUCAGUUUGGGCCUAGAAGAUGAUGGUAGUACACUUAGUGAAUUUGUGAAAGGUGUUAAUAGAGAAGAAACAGCUAACAAGGACAAAAAAUGGGUUACAAGAGAGCACUCUAACAAAGUGGCGGGAAGUGUGGAAACUGAAGAGAAUAUAAUAGAGAAUGUGCAGGUACCAUCUUCUGAUCCAGUAACAGCUAACCAGGCUGAUGCUAGCAACUCUUCGGCAUCCUCUGAAGACCAAGUUCUGCACGGUCAGCCCAGCACCUCACUAGGUGCUGAAUCAGGAUUUACAACUCUCUGUCCUGACCAGGUGGCAGGAGAAAAAUCAGGUUCUCUACCUGCUGUCGAUGAAGGUGCAGCUGAACUGCAAAGAAUGACUAAAGCAGCUACCAAGCUUCAAGCCUGCUGGAGGGGAUUUUACACAAGGAACUUUCAUCCCCGAGCCAAAGAAGUGCGAUAUGAAAUUCGCCUAAGCAGAAUGCAAGAGCACAUAAUUUGCUUAACAAAUGAAAUAGAAAUGCUUAGAAAAGAAAGAGAGGAAGAUAAGAUUCAAAGGCUUGUACAGGAAGAAGCUGUCAGAUUUCUUUGGAACCAGGUUAAAUCCCUUCAACAAUGGCAGCUUACUGUUACACAAAAUGCAGGUGCCGCUUGGCAACCGGGGAUCCCUCCAGCCAGUAAUUCCUGUCUACCUGAACCAUCUGUUCGAGCAUCCACUCUUGAGCAAGAAACCCCACCAGAUGUUAGUUCUGCUUGGUUAGUUCCAGCUAGUGAUGUUCUUCAGGAAAAGUCUUGGUUACAGUUCCCGGAUUCUGGUUUUCAUUCUUCUAUGGCUGAUCAAACUCACACUGGUGACUUGUGUAGCUCUGAAAAGAGUUUGACAGAAGGAACUGAGGGUUCUCUUUCGGUGGAAACUGUCAAACGAUGUGGCAAUAAUAAUUCAGAAUAUUCUUCAGAUGUAGAGGAGGGCCAUGGGGAAUGUGGACAAAGUAGAGAGAGCUCUAGUAAUGAGCACGACAACAGACUCCUACAACAGUAUUUGAAAUCUGUUCAGCAGCUGGAAGAGUCAGAUGAAGGGACGAAUUGCGAUGAUGAAACAGAGGGUAGCUGGCCACAAAUUGCUGUUUCAGCAGAGAGCCGAGAUUCUUCAUCUGACAUGCUCUCUGUAGAUCUCCCUCAAAGUACAUCUUCGCCAGCACGAAGUGAAAUGAGUCAGACACCAGAAAGCUGCAAGCUGAAUUCAGGAAUAGGUGAAGGGAAGCAAACAGACUGUGAUUCUUCAUUUCAGAUGCUGCAUGUUGGGAUAGCUGUAUAGUAGGAUCAAUUCCACUAAGGGCAGGGGCUAGGGAUUCAAUUUCAGUUUCCUUUCUUUUUCUUUUUUUUUUCAUUUAUACAAAAUUUAUUUUUCAUGUGUGCUUAAGUUUGUUUUCUUUUUUUUUUUUUUUUUUUUUUGGACUCAUGUUAACAAUAUUUAAUGGCAUUUUAUUAAUGUUGCUGAGGACUGCUGUGAACUGUGCUAACAUGAAAUCACCGAAGUUCUCAGUGACUAUCAUUAUGCACUUUAUUUUCAACCAUGUAACUGAUAUACUAGUAACUUGCUUCCUUGAAAUUAACUCUGAAGACUGGGGAGCAGAGGAGAGAGUUUACUGUGAAUUCACUACAGUGAAUGUGUUAGUAAGUCUUUUGAUUUUGAUUUUUCUAGAAAACAGGACUAAGUCCUUACUUCACAAAAAGAAAGAAACAGUAUGGAAACAAACAGUUAACACAGUGUGUGUGCAUUUGUGGAUUAAAUCUGAUGAGAAAGAUGAAAGCAGUUGUUUGACUUUAAUGAGAGUAAUUUAGUCAGGGUUUCAAAUAUUCAUUCCAUGAAACCAGUGUCCAAGGCAGUGACUUCUUUUUGUCUUUUACUUGAAGUUCCUGGCUUGGAAUCUGAUCAGUUACAUGGAUUCUGAAACAAGGACUUAGAGGAGUCAGACCUUAGGAAACUUCAAACAAACUUUGGCCUUUGUUUUCCCUGAGGUUGAAUUUCCCAGUUCUUUCUCAGGUAAGACACAAAGUGGAACCAGUAGCAGCCUUUUACUAAAUAAGUGUUUCAAAAGGGCAUGUAUCUGGGAACAUAGUUUCCAAGACUAAACUGCUGGCUUACAGCAGCUGACUCGAUGACAUGUUUUGCCUCCACGAGGCUGCUAAUGUCAUUUUGGGAUUCAGAUCUGCAUGGCUUUCUAGACGUGUAUUUGAUCACAGCUCCUACCUACAGGUGUAAAUAUUAAAAGCAAAUGUCAUGAUUUAAAACUAUUCUUUGAGUUCUCUUGGUGUUUUUGUUCUUGUUUGUUUUGCUUUGUUUUUCUGCAAGCAAUAGGACUUGUAUUUUGCCCAAGCCCAUUUAAUUUUCUUUUAUUUUUUUAUUUUUUAAUGGAAAAGAUUAGGCUUCUCAGUAUACAGCAAAAGCGUAAAAGGAAUUUUCCUCUGCCAAGCAAUUCGUAACGGAUGCUAGUAAAAUAAAAAUUGACAUGACUUCUAGGGGUAUGUUAGGUUUGCUAAUACUGUGUAAGAAAAAUCACUGUGCAAGAAAAAUCAAGUAUUUCAACAAUUUGCUGGUGUUAAUUUGAGAUCAAUCGUGCCAAUCGUACAAGUACAGAUACAAAUAUGUUUGCAUAUAACAACACUUCGAAUCCAGAGAUGAACUUCUGGUGCUACUGCGUCCUUGAAAUCAACUAGCGCUGUUCUAAAGUGACUCUUCUGGCCAUGUUACAGUAUCAUAAUUUAAUUUUUGUAAAAGCUUUGGUCGCUUGUCUAUUUUAGGUUCUGAGCUGAAGUUUACCCCUACUCAGGAGUUUGGCGUGAGGCCAGUAUCCACUUGAGGCCUCAAAGCAGCCUUUAUUUAGAACAUAAGUGGUGUAUUGGAGUUCUACCAGCCAUUGGCCCGGUGGUGCAGUUCACCUUGGAAGAAUAAAGCUUGCCUCUGCAUAUA
Molecule: messenger RNA, 4327 nt
Organism: Anas platyrhynchos (mallard)
Lineage: Eukaryota; Metazoa; Chordata; Aves; Anseriformes; Anatidae
Gene: CEP97
Product: centrosomal protein 97
Biological process (GO): negative regulation of cilium assembly
Cellular component (GO): centrosome
Molecular function (GO): protein binding
Source: RefSeq, a predicted model, not a curated record